Molecule: messenger RNA, 2015 nt
Organism: Oncorhynchus masou masou (cherry salmon)
Lineage: Eukaryota; Metazoa; Chordata; Actinopteri; Salmoniformes; Salmonidae
Product: thyroid transcription factor 1-like
Exons: 3
Coding region: 304-1380 (358 amino acids)
Biological process (GO): cell differentiation; regulation of transcription by RNA polymerase II
Cellular component (GO): nucleus
Molecular function (GO): DNA-binding transcription factor activity, RNA polymerase II-specific; RNA polymerase II cis-regulatory region sequence-specific DNA binding
Source: RefSeq, a predicted model, not a curated record
CCCUUGUUCCCAAAACCCACCACGAGCCUCAGUGUCUAGCCAAAAGCGUAGAGAUGGCUCACAGAGGCCGUUUAUUUGAUGGCCUAUGCAGGACGUCGCUCCGCCCCCUGUGUUUGUCGUAAACCUGGCUCCUGGCUACAAUAAACCCGAGCUAUGAGCACCCAGGGCUCGCCUCCUUCUCCAAGGCGAUCAAUCGGAUCGCAGGCGUACUACAAGCACUCUCUUACGUAGCCAUCCACAAGGAGAGAGCUGAUACAACAACACGGUUGAUCUGCUCAACAAAAUCUACCUGCUUUCUGAACCAUGUCGUUGAGCCCAAAACAUACAACGCCUUUCUCAGUGAGUGAUAUUUUGAGUCCUAUCGAGGAGACCUACAAGAAGUUUAGUGCCAUGGACGGCGCAGGGAACCUAACCUCUCCACUGGGAGCUUACCGACAGCCUCAGGUGUCCCAGACUGGCAUGCAACAGCACUCCAUGGGCCACAACGCCACCGUGGCGACCACCUACCAUAUGCCACACACUGUCUCCCAGUUCUCGCACAGCGCCAUGGGGGGAUACUGCAAUGGGAGCAUUGGCAACAUGGGAGACCUUCCGUCGUACCAGGAAACCAUGAGAAAUAGCGCAACAGCCACAGGGUGGUAUGGCGCAAACACGGAUCAAAGAUAUUCAACAAUUUCUAGAUUCAUGGGACCUUCCACAGGUAUGAACAUGACUGGAAUGGGGACCCUAACAGGCAUGGGGGACGCCUCCAAGUCCAUGCCACCCCUGCACGCAGCGCCCAGGAGGAAACGACGGGUACUCUUCUCCCAGGCUCAGGUGUAUGAGCUAGAGAGGAGAUUCAAACAACAGAAAUACCUCUCAGCGCCAGAGCGGGAACACCUGGCCAGUAUGAUCCAUUUGACCCCGACCCAGGUCAAGAUCUGGUUCCAGAACCACAGGUACAAGAUGAAGCGACAGGCCAAGGACAAAGCGGCGCAGCAGCUGCAGCAGGACAGCAGCCUGUGUCAGCAACAACAGUCGCCGAGGCGCGUGGCAGUGCCUGUUCUGGUGAAGGACGGUAAACCAUGUCAGAACGGCUCCAACACACCAACCCCAAACCAGCAGCAGGUACAGCAGCAACAACAACAGCAACAGCAACAACAGCAGCAGCAGCAGCAACAGAACGGUUCUGGGGUCGUGCUCCCCGCUUCCAGUAAUGCCAUCAAUCAACACCAAAACCAUCAGGUCAACUCAUUAGUUCAGGCCCAAGACCUGGAGGAGAUGUCACCUAGCCCUCCUUCACUCCAUAGCCAGAUCAAUAUGGCGCAAAUAGACACUUCUGUUAUAGACUACACUAAUAACAUGGUCAGCUCCAACCUCCUCUACGGCAGAACUUGGUAGGACCUACUGUCAUUUACAAUUUUUAUAUGUUAACCCGCGGACGAGACCAAGAGAAAACGAGACAUAUCAUGUUGAUAUACAUAACUGUGCGAAAAUGGAGCCCUUGGUGUCUGAGAGGACAACGCGCUCAGGCGCACCAGCUGGUCAGGGCACAUUUUCUUGACAUUUCUGAAGAGGAAGACUAUUUUUGAACAUUAAACGAAAUUGCUACCCUUGAAAUAGAUUGUGUCGUUUCUGUACCUUUUCUAAUCAAUGUGAUGGACUUCCUCAUGAUGUUAACGUUGUCUAUGUUGUUGAACGGGAAUGCUGCUCCACAUUAAGGGGACUGUAGGGAAAAGUGAGAUAGUUGGGAUCAGGUAUGAACUCUCUCAAGGUACUAAACCACCACUUCUUUGCAGUGAUAACCUGGUAUUUGAUGCUAUUAAUAUUGUAAACUAAUGUAUUAAUUUAGACUUAAAGAAAGUAGGAACUGUAUAUUUGGCUAACACACGAGAAUGCGUUUACCUGUAUGCUUGUUUUAAGUCGACUUUUUUGUUAUCUUUCUUCUUUUGUCAAAACGAACAAAUGCGUGAUGGCUGCUGUACAUGUUUCAAACCAAUUGAACGUUAACAAUAAAUCACUUGAAGUGCGAGCUA